AUGGACCUGCGAGAAACGGUUUCACUGCCCCUGCCUCCGUCGCUCCGCUCGCGCCUCCUCGCCGCCGGCUUUCUCACUGUCGCGGAUUUCCACACGCUCAAACCGGAGGACCUCGCUCGCGAUGCGUCUCUGACCUUGGAGGAUGCGAAGCAUGUGCUGGGGGUGGCAGCGGGGAGCAUUCAGACGAGCAUCAUUCCCACUGCUGCUGGCAUUGCAGGUGCACGAUCCGCAUGGGAGCUUCUAGAAGCAGAGAGGGGCAGGGGGAGGGUGCAGACGAUGUGUGCUGAGCUGGAUGCGAUGCUGGGAGGGGGGGUGGCUCUGCAGGAGCUCACCGAGAUAUGUGGGCCGCCAGGAGUUGGCAAGACACAGCUGGGCAUGCAGCUGGCUAUUAACGUGCAGACGCCUGCUGUGCUGGGAGGGGUGGAAGGCGAAGCAGUCUACAUUGACACAGAGGGGAGCUUUAUGGUGGAACGGGCAGCAGAGAUGGCUGACGCAUGGGCUGCUCACUGCACUGCUGCUGCCACUGCCAUAGAUGCACCUACCCCAGAUACCACCGCCCCCAUGUCAGCAGCGGUGGCAUCAAAGGCGUCUAGAGCAGCAGCGCUGGCAGGGGUGCAUUACUUGCGAGUGUAUGACCACACGGAGCAGACUGCUCUCGUGCACUCGCUGCCGCACCUGCUCGCUCUGCACCCCAAGGUGCGUGCUGGGAUGGCAUGUGUGUAUCAGCAGUAG
Molecule: messenger RNA, 732 nt
Organism: Closterium sp. NIES-65
Lineage: Eukaryota; Viridiplantae; Streptophyta; Zygnematophyceae; Desmidiales; Closteriaceae
Source: the annotation of a GenBank genome assembly